Danio rerio (zebrafish) is the source of this 2084-nucleotide messenger RNA. RefSeq names its product VRK serine/threonine kinase 3 (gene vrk3). The record is from RefSeq and is marked validated. Lineage: Eukaryota; Metazoa; Chordata; Actinopteri; Cypriniformes; Danionidae. Gene Ontology annotation, molecular function: ATP binding; protein serine/threonine kinase activity.
GGAAGAGCUUUCCUUUCUGUCCCUGACUGCACAGCGUAUUUUGCUAAAGGGACAUUUCCAAGCACCGCGUCUAUCGGAGCCUCAAAAUGCUGAAUUUCUGUCCACAGUGUGGCUCAAAGUUACAGGCUGGGUUCAGAUUCUGUCCCUCAUGUGGGGAAAAGUUGCCAGAAAACCCAACAGAUGAAGAUGAACCUUCACCGCAACAAGAAUCACAUAUAAACGCUGUGAUUUCUUCUGUGAGCGCAAUGGAGGUGGAUUGUGCUGGGGACUCCUCUCCAUCUGCACUGAGUCGCCCACCUUUACGUACAACUCGGCGAAAGACCUUGAGUAACACAAACACAGAAUAUACAGAACAGAAGCCGGUUCCGUCUUCUCGAAAGAGAAAGUCAUCUCAGCUGGUUAAAGAGGAGGAAGAAGUGGCAAAGAAAACCCAAUCAAUUUUAAGCCAAACUCCAGAUAAGACAUCUUUUACACCUCCUCGAAAAGGAAAGGCGUCCCCUCAGAUUAAAGAACAAGAUGAGAUAAAGCAAACUAAUUUGUCUACACUUCAAACUCCAGAUAAGAUGUCUUCAAUGUCACUUCAAAAGUAUAAGGCUUCUCCCCUGAUUAAAGACGAGGAGGCAAAGAAAACAUCUCCAGCUAUUCAAAGCCCAUCUAAAUGCAAAAGUAAGAAGCGGGUGAGCAGUGUUGACCCUGUUCUGGAGGGGACGGUGGUUUGUGACCAGUCAGGCAAAAAAUGGAAGCUGAUCGAACUUCUGUGGAAAACUGAAUUAGAUGUGACAUAUGGAGUGUGCCAAGCAAAUCAGCACGCAGAAUCUGAUGAAUGCAAGUACAUGUUGAGACUGGGUGCUAAAGAAGGACAUUUGUUUAAUGAGCAGAACUUCCAUCUAAGAGCAGCCAAACCUGAUGCAGUGGAGAAAUGGGGGAAAUUGCACAAAUUGGACUUCCUUGGGAUUCCAUCCUGUGUAGGCUUUGGUCUUCAUGAAACGUAUAGGUUUUUAGUUUUUCCUUGCAUGGGACAACCUCUACAAACCGAGUUAGAUGAAGGAACCGGUUCUCUAUCCGAGAAAAAUGUUCUCCAGCUUGCACUGAGACUACUGGAUUCACUUGAAUUUAUCCAUGAGAAGGAAUAUGCCCAUGCUGACAUCCAUGCAGGAAAUAUUUACAUCAAGUCCAGCAGUCACACAGAGGUGUUCUUGUCUGGCUUUGGUCAUGCCUUCAGGUUUUGUCCUGGUGGGAAGCAUGUGGAGUAUCGACAGGGAAGCCGCACUGCUCAUCAGGGUAACAUCAGCUUCAUCAGUCUGGAUUCUCACAAGGGGGCUGGUCCCUCUCGACGUAGUGACCUGCAGUCUCUGGGUUACUGUAUGCUGUGCUGGAUGACAGGAUCAUUACCCUGGAGUCACCUCUCGCACAAUAGCUCUUCUGUUGCUGCAGAGAAGGAGAGGUACAUGUCUGACGUCCCUGGACUUUUGACUUACUGCUACAAACAGAAGAAAGCUUCAAGUGCAUUGCAGGAAUACCUGUGCAACGUCAUGGCCCUGCAGUACACCGAAAAACCAGAUUACACACUUCUGAAAGGAGGACUUCAGCAGAGCUUACAGAAGAUGGGUGGCAGUCUGAAAUAAUCACUCAACCGGCAGGUGAAACCAUAGGAGAGAUAACUGGUGUGGGAAUUGGAUUUGAUCGUUUUAUGGAAUGUUUAAAAGGGCUUUUAUGUUUUUAAAAGUGCUUUUAUUGUGGUUUUUAUAGUUGCAGUGUAAACUUUGCAUGCUUGUUUGCUCUUCUAGAUUUGAAUCACUGUUAUUUGUUAUGGUUUCAUGUUUUUUUUUUCUUUUGAAAUAAUGAUGGUAUGUUUAGUUAUAAGGGUGAAUUCAGAGCUAUUUUUUAUACAAAAAAUUAUUUCUCGGAUUUGACACAACAAAACACAUUUCUUGGUUUUGACAAGUUUGUUGUUAUAGGUUUAUAUUUUAGGAAAGACCAUAUUCAUGUUAAAAAGGGGGUUUAUUUUCAUAUUUUCUCCCAUGUUUUUAAUCAACUGUUUUGUGCAGCAACCAUUACUAAAAUAAACAUCUGCAUUCAAAACU